AUGGGGAAAGCCUCCGGUCCCUUGGAUGCUACAAGCAGGCCGGAAACAAAUGGCGCUGGGAGCUGGCACAAAAAUUUAGCCGUGCUCACUAAUAACCUUCACCUGGGGGUCAGGAGCCCAUCGGACGGUGACACACGCGUGCGGCGCAGGCGCCUAUGCACGCGCACGCGCACGCGCGCGCACGCGCUUUCGUACGUACCCGCACCCACAUCUCCCCUCCCCCCUGACGUGGCCUCUCCGCACGCUGUAAAGCAGCGAGCGCCUCGUGUCCUUGCCAGGCUGGAACCGGAAGUGGGACCCAGUCAUACUUGUCCUGGAAAAGUGACCUCUGCUGCUCAUUUCUUCUGGAGGAUCAGCGAAUGUGGGAACAGAGAAAAAGAAGACAGCAAAAGCCUUCCAGUCCAUCAGCUCGGGCUACGCGUCAGGAAGGGGAGACCUAACGGCAUGGCUGAUCCCAGAAAAUUUAUGGAAGUAUCUGUCUCUGGAGAGAGAGCCCUAAACAUCUGGACUAGGAAGAAGACACUUUUCAUGUCCAAUGCAACUCUUCUGGACGGCUCUUCUCCAAGUGAGGACUCAAUGACACCGGUGGAAAAUAAAAAUCUAGACCUAUUUCUGCUAUGGGACCAUUCUGGAAGGGUUUCUCUGUCAGAGAUCAAUGAGGUUUGCCGUGGCUCUGGAAGCUGGCUCCUGUGAAGGUGUGCAGGCAGAGCCAAGAAUGCAUGUCUUACAGUCCUUGCUUAUGCAGCAGGAAAGCCAAAGAACCCUGAGAGCCUUUUUCACAUUCAUUCCCUGGAUCAGUGUCCUACCCAUUUGCUCAGAAACUACACCAUCAACUGUCGCCGGAUCCCUAAAAUGUGCCCUUCCUCCCAGAACUAUUCCUUCAACAGAACAGUGAAUACUGUUUCUAUAAAGUGCCAUGCAUGGUUAGGCCCAUUCCUCUAAGAGUCAAAAAAGAAAAAGAAAAAAAAAAGGAAAAGGAGAAGAAAAAGCAACAAGCUAUAUCCAUAUUCUUGCUAAAUGAUGAAACCAGCAGACUCCACAAACGUGCUGGGAUGAUGCUUGGCUUUCGUUCCUCCUGGGUCCCUUGUUACCAUCUCCCUUGGUAUGUCCCCCUCCUCCUUCCCUGACACAGAGCUUGUAUCAACGGACACAGCACACUGAAAUAGCUCAGGGGUUAUUUAUGUUUUAUUCAGACACUUUCUUUUUGGUGAAUAAAGUCUUCCAGACACAAAGAUGUCAGAUCUCGAAGGGUGAAAUUCCAAAGCACUAAUAGAUAGCGAGGAACAAAUUUUGGGCCAAACACAUAGCACGUAUUAGUAUGUGUAUUAAAUGACUGACAAUAUCAAGAUGGAAGUGCCAGAAGGGUGCCCAGACUGGUGAGUUUUGGUGGACAUAACUGAUGGAAGAUCAGUGAGUCCUUGGAGGAAGUACUCCAAAGUUCCAUAGAGCCAACGUGAACUCGGACUAGUAUCCUUUCAUUGGUUAUGUGGUUAAAAAUUCAGAGGGGGAAAAAAAGCUAACUUUUACAAAUUCUUCUUCCUCCCGUUUCUCCCUAAGCACAAACAUAGUGUUAUGGAAUGUUUGAGAAAAUAUUUACCAAAUGGCCAAGCAUAUGGUCAGUGGAUCAGCCAGAUAAGCUGACACCAACAUCAAAGGAAGGGCAGGAGGGAUGGGAAGGCUAUGAGUCAGUGUGUCCACAUCUCCUAGCGAGACAACCCCCCACAUCCGCUGAAUCUAUUCUAGAGCCACACUUGCUCUUGCAAACACCUCAGCCCAGAGAGCCACAAAGGAAUAGAACUUGAAUAGAAAAUGCUUGCCCUGCUGUUUCCUCUGGAAGCUGGAUGCAGCCAGCUUCCGCAGUAGACAAGCCGUUAUGAUCAAAGAGAGAGGGAACCUGUUCCCUGGCCUUCUGCACCUGGGAAGGAAGGAGAGCGUUAUCUGAGGUUGCUGCUGUAGACAAAAGUGCCCACCAGGAGGAGCACACGAUGUAUUCUCCACUGGGGGCACACAUGGACCCUGGCCUGCGCGUCGACUGCUUUAUGGAGCAUUGUACUGCUGGGUCCAGCCAGCAAGAGGCUCAAGAAAAUUAGGCAGUGGUACCUGGAGAGAAUCUGGUUCUCACCUCGCAUAGGGAGAAGAGAAGAAAAGGAGAACUCCAUGUUAGUGACUUAUACUCGAUGUAUCUAGAAACAAGACUGGGGGCACCUAUCCACAAAUGUAAACAGUUGUUAUCUUUGCCUGAUGGGAUUAUCAGUGAUAGCUGUUACU
Felis catus (domestic cat) is the source of this 2268-nucleotide messenger RNA. RefSeq lists its product as uncharacterized. Lineage: Eukaryota; Metazoa; Chordata; Mammalia; Carnivora; Felidae. The transcript is spliced from 7 exons. Bases 1 to 693 code for a protein of 230 amino acids. The record is from RefSeq and is a predicted model, not a curated record.